Messenger RNA from Python bivittatus (Burmese python), 2473 nucleotides. RefSeq names its product TSC22 domain family member 4 (gene TSC22D4). NCBI's taxonomy places the organism in Eukaryota, Metazoa, Chordata, Lepidosauria, Squamata, Pythonidae. The record is from RefSeq and is a predicted model, not a curated record. Gene Ontology annotation, biological process: regulation of transcription by RNA polymerase II; response to osmotic stress.
GGCCGGGGGGCAGCCAGUCCAGCGGUCCUGCUAGCCGCUCCUUUGCUUGGAAACCCCGCUGAGCCCCUCAGCUUGGUGGCAUCAUGAGCGUCGGGAAGAAGAAGAGCGGCUUCCAGAUCACCAGUGUCACCUCUGACUAUGAGCAGAAGGAGGGUCCGCCCGGGGGGGGCGCCAAGGGGUCCUCUGCCAGGCCAGCCAUGGUGGCAGCUGAUGAGGCCAACCCCACAGAAGAUGGCAAUCCCCAGGCCAAUGGUGGCAUCAGGCCCAAAAACGGUCCCUCGGCUCCCAGCUCUCCGGGACUGGCGCCUUUGUUCCCAAGCUCCAUCGGCGGCACAUCCAGUUCUCGGUUUCGUGUUGUGAAACUAGACCAGGGCUUGGGAGAGCCGUACAAACGUGGGCGCUGGACUUGCCGGGACUUCUACGAGCAGGAGAUCGACCACCACCUGGUGGGGCGGCUGGCCGAUUCUGCACGGCACCCUCAGUCCCUGGAUUCCCGGCUGGAGGUGGCAGGCCUCCUGGCAAAGCCGUCUCCCUUCAGCCCCCAGAUGUCGCGCCGAGGGCCUUGCCUGCAGUCCCUGCUGGUGCUCCCAGUCCCCGGGGCCUCGGCCCAUCAGGCCCGCUCCUUGGGGGGAGGCCUGCCUGUCCUCCGCCCCAGCAGGACUCCCCCCAGUCCGGCAUCUCUCCGUAGCCCUCAAGUUACGGCUGAGACGCGACCCCUGGCUCUGGAGGAAGGCACCCAAGAGCCCGGAGACCCUCUCCCGCCUGGCACCAUUCCCGUGGUGAGAGUGGAGGAGCACUUGCUGCCCAAGAGCGUCACCCAGCUCAUCCAGAGGGAAACAGAAGAGCGGCACAAGGUUUUGCCAAGAGAGACCCGCUCGCGCCCAUCCUCUCCGGCUCCCCUGCUCUUCCGAGAUGCCAGCCCCCACCGGAGAACUUCGGACCCCUUUGGCGCUGCCCGCUUCAGCCUGGCCCGGUCGGUGUUCGGCAUGGGGGCUGCCCAUGACAGUGAUGAUGACAGUGGAACCAACAGCAGCAUGAUUGCCAUCGACAACAAGAUUGAACAAGCCAUGGACCUUGUAAAGAGCCACUUGAUGUUUGCGGUGCGGGAAGAGGUAGAGGUUCUGAGGGAACAGAUCAAAGAACUGUCGGAGCGCAACGCCUUGUUGGAACAGGAGAACAGCGUUCUGCGCUCCCUGGCCAACGCAGAGCAGCUCAGCCAUUUCCAGGCUCAGCUCCACGACCCCAAGCCACCGUCCAGCGGCUCUGCAUGACCUCGGAUGGCCAGAAGGGCUGCUGACACUAAGGAGUGCCCGAUGGGAGGGUGCUCGCCAACGGAUUCCCGCAGAUGUGAACCUGCAGAGUUGGAGGGGUGUGUGUGUGUGUGUGCGUGCGCAUGUGCGUUUGUGAAACCAGCCUUUGGGGGCGGGAGGGGGGAACUGGGCUACUAACACAGCACGUGCCUUCUGGGGGGGAAUUAAAUGCAGUUUUACCCCCCAGCUCUGAAAGGAGCAGGAUAUGUUUCAUAGCCAGGGAGGUGAGGUUCAGAGGCUUGGUGAGAAAAACCACUCUCGGACCGGGGGUCCCUCCCUGGCUGGACUUCUCCUCCCCCAAUCUCAGGGGGAGAAUGAUGCACUUGCCCCACUGAAAUGGCGGUUGGAGGGGGCUUUUUUCAAGGUACUAUGGACAUGAUUAGAAAUUGGGAUGAAGAACAGAGGUUGGGGUGUAUGGAGCUGGCAAUAAUUUUAUAUCAAGGGCACUUUUGCAGUAUUUCAGGUUAUUAAAGUACCUAGCUGUUAAAGUUGCUCUGUGUGGUGUGUAGUGAUCUGGGGCGUUCAGAAAAAAAGCUGAGGUCCAGCUAAGGAGGGCUCUGUCAGCGUCUGCAUCCGAUCCUAAAAGCAGCCGUUGAGCAUGUUGAAGGUCCCCGGGAACACCGAGUCCAACUCCCCACCCAUGGAUGCUCAAAGAUAUGCCCCAGAAGAGGGUGCUGCAGCUGCUUGGUGCCCCCAGCUUUCUUCUCUGCUGCACCCUCCCCAUUGCAAAGAGCUCCCAAGCACAAGCAGUCCCUCCCCCAUUGUUUUUACCCCCCAAGGCUGCGGCUGAAUCUCAGGCCAGGGUAAACAGACCCAUUGUCUUCUCCGCCCAAGCACGUGGCUCCAUGCUGAGCGAGAGGUUGGGCCAAACAGCUGGAGGAGUAGGGCACAUGGACGCCUGCCUGCAGAGAGCACGGCAGGGGGACAAGGGUAUUGUUGUCCGCAGCUCCCGCCUCCCUCUUCCUCCCCUCCAGGGGAUCACAGUGUUCCCGAGGGCUGAGAGAAACAAGGCUGCUGUCUUUGCCUGCUGUUUGGUGCGUUCGGGGUCAGCUCAGGAUCGGGCAAACCUCCACCCCGCCAACUGAAAGCCGAUUUGCAAUCCCACGCUGGGACCCCAACCAAAGUGGGGUCCAGCAUCACAUUGCAAACGUGGCCCUCCCUGU